GUCCUGUUAACGAAGCGACGAGCACUAUCCAUUAAUAAAAUAGUCCGUACGGUCACCACGUCAUUAUCACGUUUCGGGUUCCUUUCAACGGUAGCAGUACUACAUACUCCCUCUCAAUCGGCGCUCGGCCUUCACCUACACUCUGCGGUAGAGAUUCGUCGGAGAACGGUACAACUCGGAGGCAACCUUGUCGGUAAUUCAACUCGACCAUGAGGAUCGAAGAGAACCACGCGCUUAGCCGCAGGCGCAUAGGUCGAUGGGACGGAGAUUUGUCCGAAGUGCAGUUCACUAUGGGUUAUCCCCAGUGGAUCGGGCUCACACUGCACAAUCUCCAUAAGGAAGCCAUCUACAUCACCGGCGUGGGUCUGUUCUGGGGGAAGCUUUACCGGCAAGGCAACAAGGACGAGGAAGUGCCCAAGAAUGAGCUGCUCGGUGUUGUCAUCGAGGGUGGGGCAAAGUAUACCGUGUGGGCGUGUGGACGCAGCGGUACUUCUUCCGGUACCGAAGGGCAGAUCGAAUUGUCGACCAACCUACUGGAGCCCCCCCACAAGAUUCCACUCGUGAACAUUUACUGGAGUGUUCCGUGGGGAUCGAGUGCAAAUAGACUGGAGAAGAGUCGGCAGAAUGAGGAGUGGCUGGUUGAUCUUCCGCCGAUCAGUCAAGACGGAGCUAUUGGCGAGGUUACUGUGAGAUUUCAAAAAAUUAAGGGGUAAUUCUAGAGGGUUGUCUGUAUAUGGGUUGGAUGAUUGGUUCAUUCACGGAACUGGGUGAAAGAUGGGAGGCAGGUGAUUGUUGGGGAUUGUGCAUGAUUGAUUGGUUUCUGUUGAGGGUACUUUUUUCAUAUUGUUUUUCAGUAUGUGCGACAACUGCUCUCAAUACGACGCACGGCG
Tricharina praecox is the source of this 890-nucleotide messenger RNA. Its product is annotated as Aegerolysin-domain-containing protein. Gene Ontology annotation, biological process: symbiont-mediated hemolysis of host erythrocyte. The transcript is spliced from 3 exons. NCBI's taxonomy places the organism in Eukaryota, Fungi, Ascomycota, Pezizomycetes, Pezizales, Pyronemataceae. The record is from RefSeq and is a predicted model, not a curated record. Bases 210 to 713 code for a protein of 167 amino acids.